AUGUCUACUGCCAGAUGCUCCCAAUGCAAGCAUGAUAAAGCCAUUGCGGAAUAUGAUAGAAACCGCCGCGAGAAGACAAGCGGAGAUGAGACAAAGACGUGCUUCUUUGCGAGCCGGGCAAACAGUAGAAACAUUGGAGCUAUCCCCACCCAGAGCUGUAAGACAAGGAAUACGUUCUGCCUUUCCUUGCGCAUUUCUCAGUUCCCGUUUACAAUGGAAAGAAUUGAAUAUGGGCUCAAUGACGAUCCAAGUUCAAAGAUAAAGCCACGCUUUGAAAUCUGUUGUAAAAAGGGAGAUGUUCAGCUGUUACCUUUGCAAGCACCACCUCCGUAUUUACAAUAUCUUUUGCAGUCUCCUGAUCCGGUUGCAAGAAGAUUUCGGACCAGUAUUCGUGAAUACAAUUCUGCACUCACGUUUACAUCGGUAAAAUAUACUGCUGAUCAACGGGCUCCAGCGCAAAGUGGUGGUUUGCAAUGUUUUCAAAUCCAUGGAGAGCUUUACCAUAUGCAAGGACCAUUGCAUCCACAACAGAACGCCUCACCAAGCUUUGCACAGCUAUAUUUUUACGACCCUGAGUAUGCAGCUGGUGUACGACAUGAGGCACAUCCCAACCUUGAUCUUACCAUAUUGCAGAGACUUACAAUCGAGUUACAUGAUGUCAACCCUUUUAUAGCAAUCUAUAAAACAGCCCGGGAGCGACUAAUGGAUGCAGAACGUUUGCAAGGUCCUGCAAGAAUAUUGUUAAGUCCGCAGCUGCAAUUGAUAAUGGAAUCAGGUGCUGACAAGCGUCGCCACAACCUGCCAACCAGCAAUGAGAUUGCGGUUAUCAUACCUGAUGAGUAUGGACAGGCAGGAUUUCGAGAUAUUGUACUCGCAAACCGUGAUAUGGAUGGCGAUGAAUCGUUCAACAUAAUUAAUCCUAAUAAUGCUGCUUAUAUGCCCUUGCACUAUGUAUUGCUAUUUCCGAAUGGUGAUCAAGACUUCAAUGCAGAGGAGACAGGACGUCGUGUAAUACUACCCAGCAGCUACACAGGUGGAGACCGGUAUAUGCAACAAUUGUAUCAAGAUUCUAUGGCUAUAGUUCGACAUUUUGGACGUCCAACCCUCUUUAUCACAUUUACAGCCAAUCCAAAGUGGCCAGAGAUCGUUGCAGAGUUGCUUCCGGGGCAAACAGCUGUUGACAGGCCUGAUCUUACAGCAAGAGUCUUUCAUAUGAAACAACAGCAACUGCUUGCUGAAAUAAAGCAUAAAAAUAUCUUUGGCCGCUAUAUUGGAUGUGUAUGGACCAUUGAGUAUCAGAAACGUGGAUUACCGCAUAUGCAUCUCUUGCUAUUCCUUCAUCCGGAUGAUCGAUUUCUUACAGCAGAACGCAUUGAUGAAAUAGUGUGUGCUGAAUUGCCGGAUCCCAUUGCAGACCCUAACGGAGAAUUGCGAGCAAUUAUUACAAGCUGCAUGGUUUCCGAAGAUGCGCAAAACGCUUUCCUAAAGAAUAUCAACAAGAGACGGUAUUGCAAGAAGAUGGAUAUCCUCUUUACCGCCGCCGCAACGAUGGAAGAACUCAUACAAUACCUUUGCGAGGCUCCGGUGGAAAUGAAACUUUUUCAUUUGAUAAUCGCUGGGUUGUACCUUACAAUCCAUAUCUCUCCUGGCGAUACAAAGCGCAUAUCAAUGUUGAAGUUUGUUGGCAAUGAACCUGAUGAAGUAAAGCGAUAUUUGCAAGGUCGUUACAUUGGGCCAACAGAGGCUGUAUGGAGGAUUUUUGAAUUUGCAAUGCAUGAGGAAUCUCCGGCUGUCAUGCACCUGGCUGUACACUUGCCCGGUGAACAGGCAGUUUAUUACGGAAUAGAUGCAAAUCGAGAAGAUAUCUUGCAAAGAAUGGAAAGUGCAAAGUCAACACUUAUGGCAUUCUUCCAAUACAAUGCAGAGAAUGUCGAUGUUGUCCAUGGUGCAAAAUCAUUUGAUGAUUUGCGAACUGUUGUGGGAGCGUUGCAACCUACAUUCAAAGCGGCAUGUCUUGCUCUGGGACUACUGGAGGAUGAUCGCGAAUGGGUGCAGUGUUUUACAGAGGCUGUUCUAUUUGCAUCUGGAGCUGCACUGCGUACAUUAUUUGCAACAGCCCUUCUUUUUGGGGAUUUAACUGAUCCAAAAGCUCUUUGGGCCGAAUUUGGGAACAAUAUUUGCGAUGAUAUACCUCACACUCUUCAAACAAACGAGGCCCUUGCUGCUCCAGCUGACUUGCAAGACCCUCAUCUUGAUUAUGGUCUUUAUUUGAUAUCGCAGAUACUUGCAGAUUCAAGCAAAACUCUUGCAGACUUCGAUUUGCCUCCAUAUAUCCACAAUUGGCAUCGUACUGCUGGAAAUGAAAUGAUUGCGGCAGAAUUGCGGUAUAAUCAACAAACAGAACUGGAGCUGCGUAAUGAGAGGAUUGCAAAGCUUAACGACGAACAAUUGCAAUGCUACAAUACGAUUGUAAGAAGUGUUGAUAAUCCCGCAACAACACAGUUCUUCUUGCAAGGCCCGGCUGGAACGGGAAAAACAUUUCUUUAUAAUACUAUCUGCAACCAUUUCCGGUCUGAAGGCAAGAUUGUUCUUUGUGUUGCAUCUUCCGGCAUUGCAGCACAGCUACUACCUGGUGGCAGAACAUCGCAUUCAAGGUUCAAGAUACCCAUUGUUAUUAAUGAAUCAUCAACUUGCACUAUUUCUCGCAAUACCUCCCUGGCCGGUCUCAUACAGCAAGCAAGUCUUAUCAUCUGGGACGAGGUACCAAUGCAACAUAAAUAUUGUUUUGAGGCUGUAAAUAGGUCUCUCAAUGAUAUUUGUGGUUCUGGGGAAGAUGCAUUAUUUGGCAAUAUACCAAUCGUGUUGGGCGGAGACUUUGCCCAGAUUCUGCCAAUUGUAAGACGGGGUAAUCGCGGUGCAACAGUUGCGGCAUGUUUGCAAAGAUCAUUUCUAUGGCAGCGUUUUCAGCAACUUUUAUUGAAAACAAAUAUGCGAGUUAGGGAAGGAGAAGCAAAUAAGGAAUUUGCCAAUUGGCUCUUACAAUUAUCUUACAAUCCACAAUGGAACGGUCGAAUAUGUUUGCCGGAAUUCAUAUCUAUUUGCACAACAGUUGAAGAUCUCUGCGAGCAUGUAUUCCCUGCAGAAAUAGUUGCAUCAGCUCACACCAAUUACACGGCAUUUAAGGGGCGUGCAAUACUUGCAAUCCGAAAUGAUUUAGUUGCGGAGUUCAAUGAUAUUGUUCUCAAUACACUUAACGGUGAAGCUAAGACAUAUUAUUCCAUUGAUAGUGCAGACUUCAACAACUCAGAAGAAGCAUCAAACGAACUCCCUGCAGAGUAUUUGCAAAACCUGAAUCCAGCUGCAUUACCACCUUCCCAUUUGCGAUUGAAGAUCGGCGCUCCGGUAAUACUUUUGCGCAAUCUAUAUCCAAAGCAAGGGCUUUGCAAUGGAACAAGAAUGACAGUAAUUCGUAUGGAAAGACGUUGCAUUGAGGUGCGAAUAUUGGGAGGCGAUAAUGAUGGGCAAGUAAAGAUUAUUCCUCGCAUCAAACUUUCUACAACUGAAGGGGAGUUGCCCUUUAUCUUAACUCGAAAACAAUUUCCUGUAAGAUUGUGUUUUGCAAUGACAGUAAAUAAGGCACAGGGGCAAUCACUUGACAUUGUAGGGAUUGAUUUGCGGACUUCAUCUUUUACGCAUGGACAAUUGUAUGUCGCAUUGUCAAGGGCAACAGAUGUAAAUAAGUUACGAAUCUUGCAAACGGAGGGGAGAGGGAGGGAAACCGAGAAUAUAGUGUAUCCGGAGGUACUGUUGAGGGAAUGA
Molecule: messenger RNA, 3819 nt
Organism: Morchella sextelata
Lineage: Eukaryota; Fungi; Ascomycota; Pezizomycetes; Pezizales; Morchellaceae
Exons: 8
Coding region: 1-3819 (1272 amino acids)
Biological process (GO): telomere maintenance; DNA repair
Molecular function (GO): DNA helicase activity
Source: RefSeq, a predicted model, not a curated record